AUGGCACGCAUCGAGAACGACCAAGAGAUUGCUAUUCGGCUCCCUACUCGCGCCGGAAAGUUCGUUACAGCUCGCCGUUGUAUCAACGACCUGCCCUUGGACGUACUCAUCACCAUAUUCAAGAUGGUAUACUUCAACUCUCGCAAAAUUGGACAUUAUGUUCGGAAACUCGCUGAAGAUAGUGACGUCGAAUGGGAGGAUCCGGACGAAGGCAUACCUACAGAUUGGCACAAAGACGAUGAUCUUUUCUCCCCUUCCCUCUUCCCAGAAGCACUAGCUGCGGUAUGUCCGCUGUGGAGAGAAGCCAUGAAUUGUGUCUCAGUCUUCUGGACUCGCCUUGUCAUCAUCGUCGGACAACAUCCCACUCCUCUAUCCGAGAUUAGCUCCUACCUCACCUUCUCACGCAAACAUCCUAUUGACAUCAUCAUUACUCACCGCCCCCAGGACGUUAACUCGAGCGACACCUCAGGGGAAGUUAGAGUAGCGGAGAUCAUGGAAUUACUGCUCCCUCACAUUGGGCGCUGGAGAAAAUUGCACAUCAAUGUUGCUCUAGAGUCUUCACUCCCUUCUCGCAUUUCAGAUUUACGCGGCAACGCGAGUGCUUUGACCAGCCUUCGUUUGGAAUCCAGCUCCCCAAGAACAACGAGAAUGGACAGAAUACUUCGACUAGUCGAGGACUUCCAAACUCCCGCAUUGCAGGAACUCGUAUCGGAUGGAUACGUCUUCCGCGAUGCCUACCUCUCCUCCCCGAAGUCUCUCGCCUCUAUAACCACCCUGACCAUUUCACACUUCAGCGCCUGGAACUUCGUGGGAGACAGCAAGCUAUUCUUUGUCAGCGAACUCGUGGUAUGCCUGCACCGUCUGCAGAACCUCACGGACCUGCGCCUGGUAGAUCUGGUCCUGGAUGACUUCAUGACAGUAUCUCGACUACCGCAGAAUGCUUCACUCGACAUCGAGUCCGUGCGCUUCGAGGGCAUGCACGGCUCGAACCUGUCCAAUUUCUACUAUGUUGCAAACCGCCCCCGGUUCACCUACCUAACUUUCGGCCGGUACACGCUCCCGCACCGCAUCAGCAUGGGCGGGUGCAUGGAGCUGAACCUGUCCGACCUUUCGCCGGACUCGGAUAUUCAUGCAUUGCUGCAGGACUGGGACGGCGAUUGUGAUAAUGCCCUAUCUGUUUCGAAUUGCUCCAGCUUCGACGGUCGCGUCCUGCUACAGCUCUCUGUUGCAGCAAAUGGGGAGUGGCUGUGUCCCAGAAUGACGUCCCUGGACGUUGAGGACUGUCCCUUAUUCAACAGUGGGGAUCUCCAGAGAAUGGUGCAGGCGCGUCGAGAGGAACACGCCAAGUCUGGCUUCGCCGAUGAGGGCGAUCCCAAUUUUACGAUUCCGUCCAUUGAACACCUUUCGGUAUCGCACAGUGGCGACCUCACGAGCGAAGACAAAGCGUGGUUCGACAAGAACGUCAAGUAUGUGACUUGGGAUGAGUGGACGGGAGGGUACGAAUACGGACAGUUCACUGGAAGGAGGCGACAAUGA
Molecule: messenger RNA, 1536 nt
Organism: Sparassis crispa
Lineage: Eukaryota; Fungi; Basidiomycota; Agaricomycetes; Polyporales; Sparassidaceae
Exons: 1
Coding region: 1-1536 (511 amino acids)
Source: RefSeq, a predicted model, not a curated record